GCGCGGGCACGAGCAGAAACACAGAAGCGCGGGCAGCGCGAGCGCUCUUCUUUAUUCUCGCAGCAAAACAGGUCUAUAUUUUGUUGUCCGAGACUAAAAGUCUAGAAGGUGGGCGCCAUGGGAGUCCAAGGACUCAAGACCUACAUGGAGGGCAACAGCGACGUCCUGAAGAGGCGAAACUUUAGGAACAGCAAGCUCGUCAUCGAUGGAUCCAAUCUGUACUACAGCCUCUACUUCCAGUCUCACCUGGAUCAAGCGCACGGAGGAGAAUAUGAAGGCUUUGAGAAAGUGGUCAGUCGCUUCUUCGCAAACCUCAGAAUCUGCACAAUCAAGCCUUACGUCGUGCUGGACGGAGGGGACGACAUCAGCGAUAAGAAGUUCGACACCCUGAAGAAAAGAGCCGAAGACAGGAUCAAGAGGGCCGACGCCUUGUCCAAAGGACGACGAGGAGAAGCCCUUCCGAUCCUCAUCAAGAACGUCUUCAAGCAGGUCCUCAGGAAGCUCAAGGUGCCGCUUAUCCAGUGCGUCGCCGAGGCCGACUGGGAGGUCGCAGCUCUGGCUAAUGAGUGGAACUGUCCGGUUCUGUCCAACGACUCUGAUUUCUACAUAUUCGACAUCAAGGGAGGGUUUUUACCCCUUUUUGACUUCCACUGGAGGAAAGUGACGUCAAUCAGACAGUCAGACAAAAAGUACAUUCCAGCCAGUUGGUAUUCCGUCAGCAACCUGUGCAGCACCUUAAACUGCAUGAACAAGCAGCUUCUCCCUAUUUUCGCCACCAUCUUGGGCAACGACUACGCCCACCUGGACAAAACACUGUUUCCAAACUGGACAAAGUUCUCACUUACUCCUGGAGGAAACCGCAAUAUCGAUGGCUUGCUCAGAUGGCUGUCGCGCCAUAAGUGCCCCAAAGACGCCAUUAAAGCCCUUCGGAGCACGAUUACGAACCCGAGGGAUUCAGCCAUGGUCCUCAAGGUUCUCAAGCAGGGCCUGCAGGAGUACCGCCUGACUCCCAGCUCCAUAGCUCAGUUCUUCGAGAGAGGAGAACCACAGAGCAAGCUCCCAAGACCUUUACAGAGCCUGCCAGAGUGGUUCCUGAAGGCCCUGGGCGAGGGGAAGCUCAACUCCAUCCUUCUUGAUGUCCUCACGCUGCACAGGGUCACUCUCAACUUUUCAGUGCAGGAUUUUAGCCUCUGCAGCAACAACCUGACCUCCAGGCCCAUACGGCAGGUCAUUUACGGCUUAAUGCUGCAGGCCGCCACAGAAGAAGAGCGGUACGAGGUAGAGGAGUAUGACAGGCAGGGGCUGACGCUAACCAGCUCCACGGUUCCAGCCAUCCCGACAGACCUUCAGCUGGACACACUGUGGGAGACGCCACAGAAUCGGAGGCUUGAGGUCUUCUUGGACGCUUUGUGUGUGUCUCAGGCUUUUGACGAGCUCCUUGUUCCUGCAAACCUGCAGCUAGCCAUGUACGUCACAUGCUACUGGCUGAAACAUGCGGAGCCUGAGCCCAAACCAGAAUUCCUCUGGGCCUUGCUGGUCGGCCUGGUGUACGGAGAGCUGUCCAGAGAUCCACUCACAGAGAAAGAGCUGCCAAAAAGGCUGAGGAACCUGAAAAGCCGUAAAGAGGAGACUCCUCUGGACCUGGAGGCAGCUCACGCUUACAGUCAGUGGCAGGGCAGUCUGAGGGACAGUAUCUGCCUCAACCAGCUGCUGAACAAUCCAGUGCCUGAACCAGAAUACGCACGGUUGUAUAGUGGCCUGUUUGUGCACCAUGUUGCCAGUAAAUACCAGUCUCUGCUAGCUGAAGUUAAAGCCCUGGAUUUGUUCCAAAGACUGAGUACACUGGUGCAAAGCGAGCUGGAAGAAGACUUCACCUCUGAUGAAGAGGAUGAUGAAGAUCCACACAAGAGGGGGAAAAAAGGCAAUGCUGGUAUCCAAGAUGAUGAGAUUCGCAUACAAAAACGCCAGAGACACAAGCUCAAGAGCAGAACCAGCAAAACAGAUUUAAAGCUCAAGAAACCUGAGCGCUCCUACUGGGAAUAAAGGACAUUUUUUUUGACUCAGCAGUACAAGAAUUAUCGAUAUUCCUAACUGAGCGAUUCACUGAUACAAUGAACAAUUAAUUGAUUCAUUGAGUGAGUCACUAACUAUGUUUCCAUCUGCUUUAAGUGCAGGUUACAAGCAAGAAAACAAAAAAGUGCUGAACAUUUCUUGCAAAUUUCCUAAAUUUCUUUAAAUUCUUAUAGCGAUGGAAGAGCUUUGUGUAAUGAGGUCAUUUCCUGCCACGUUUUGCUUUAUCGACCAAGUCACACUUAUUAUUUCCACGUCCCUUAAUUUUCCACAGUCUAGCAAUAAGAAUAAGAAUAUGCAGCCACUCUGUAAAUAUUGGGCAGCUUGUUAUUCUUAGGCCUCAGUUAAUCGGCUACAUAGUCAAACAUUUAAAACCACAGUUUUCAUAUAAAAGGUCUGCGAUGUAAACCUGCGUGGUCAUUCGCUGACUCACUGACCAGGCAGACGGCUGUGAACUCUUUUGUCUGUCUGUUUGUUUUGGUGUGUACCAGCUUAAAUGAUUCAGACGGCUCACUUCAAUAUUUACACUCCUCUCCUUUUCUUGCUCAACCGUAUGAAAAUACUGUUGAUGUUCCCAGCUCAUCACUGUCGCUCUGAUUUUAACGUUUCUUUUAUUGUAGAAUGGACUUUUUCUACUGAACUGCAUGGAUUUUAAUGGGUUUUUCAGUAUUUUACUGAAUGUUUUUGAAUACAGUGCAAUAAAAUCUGUCAUGCAUUAAUAAGCUGUCAUAGGAAU
Molecule: messenger RNA, 2806 nt
Organism: Colossoma macropomum (tambaqui)
Lineage: Eukaryota; Metazoa; Chordata; Actinopteri; Characiformes; Serrasalmidae
Product: protein asteroid homolog 1-like
Exons: 5
Coding region: 118-2043 (641 amino acids)
Molecular function (GO): nuclease activity
Source: RefSeq, a predicted model, not a curated record